AUGUUGUGGCUCAAGGCUGCAUUCUUAACUGGGUUGGUUGAAGCCUUGGUGAUAACCAAGGGCUCUUCGCUAAUCCCACUAGAAGGAUGUCUUAAAGCUUUACCUCGUGGCCAAGCGCUUGGGAAAGUUGCCAACAUAACGAUUACAAGCGGCGGAUUGUCGCGCUACUAUCUCAUCUCCAUUCCACCAACCUACCGGGCAGAGGUUCCAACGCCUGCCAUCUUGUCGUACCAUGGUGGCAACCGAAAUCCUGAGGAUCAACUAGAAUUGGAUCAAUUGACGAAUCCCAAAUUUAACACGGAUACGUUUGUAAUCUAUCCCCAAGGUUUCAAUGAAACAUGGCAAGGCGUUCCGGGCGUCAAGAUAAACGACGUUCAGUUCACCACAGACAUCCUCAACCAUGUCCAGAGCCAAUAUUGUAUUGACCCUUCCCGUAUCUAUGCAACCGGAAAGUCGGACGGCGGUGGCUUCUGCAAUGUCUUGGCCUGCGACCCCGUAAUGUCUCACCGCAUUGCAGCGUUUGCCCCGGUCUCUGGGGCUUACUACAUCGAUACGCUGCCCUGCGAGCCCGAUACUGUGCCCAUCCCGUGCCAGCCUGGCAGAAACGACAUUCCACUUCUUGAAUUCCAUGGCGGCAACGACACAACAAUCAGUUACGACGGCGGCGAGCGCAAGAACGAAUGUCUCCCAUCGAUUCCGCACUUCAUUCAACAAUGGGCUGUGCGAGACGGACUUGGCCUACACAAUGUCACAACCAAGGUGGCGUCGAACACUAUAUCAUACAAGUUUGGAACGGGAGUCCACUUUGGCAUGGUCGAACAUGUAUAUGAUGCAACCAUCGGACACGAUUGGCCGAGUACUGAACCAAAUCCGGAUAACCUAGCCGUGGGACAUCAUGUUGCGAGCUUCAAUGCCACCCCGAUGAUUAUGGAAUUCUUCAAGCAGCACCCUUUAAACUUUUGGGAUCUGGUUUCUGAAGUUUAG
Molecule: messenger RNA, 984 nt
Organism: Trichoderma atroviride IMI 206040
Lineage: Eukaryota; Fungi; Ascomycota; Sordariomycetes; Hypocreales; Hypocreaceae
Molecular function (GO): feruloyl esterase activity
Source: RefSeq, a predicted model, not a curated record